AUGAGUGAACGAGAGGCAAGCCAAGUCGAGAGCGUGGCAGGUCCUCGCGGUCCGCGAGGCGGUACCGCUGAGGCACUGUCUGCAAUCGGUCCCUUAGGCGGUGUAUCAAACAACCCGUUAGGCGACUCGUCUAACACUGGGUCGGGCGGUGCGUGGAAAAGUCCCUCAGGUUACGCCGGUUGUAGGGUUCACCGGCGGGACGGGUUUCGAUAUGACGUUCAGCCGGCACAUUCGGCGGCACAUGCGGCGGCAUGUGUGAGCCGUGUGCUUUUGUAUCAGCCGUUGUUGUGUGAAAUGUGGGACCCAGGAUUUGUGGUGAACCGAUACCGGAGUGUGGCAGAGGAACGUUUGCUAUUGAGUGUACAAUGUCUGUCAUCGUUAGACAGACGGCACCGACCGGCUGCGACAUUGGUAGCGCAAGCAACACGCGAAAUUCGUGCGGCUAUCGCGGCCCGGGACGCGGAUGUGUGCGCGUACUUUCUAACACGCCGGACGGAACAGGCUGCACGGGAUAUUGCACACAGUGCCGCUACUCCCGCACCCUCCGCACCCUCCAGACGCCCACCGGGCCAACUCACACUCGAACAGGCCUUCGGCCUUCCGCCCCACCGCGACCCUGUCUGGACAAGAGUCCGAAUGGCCGCAGCUGCAAACGCCACAGGUCUAGGCGACCCGAACGACCGAAACGUAUUGGGGGCUAUUCUUGUGGGGGCCACCCCUGUGAGGGGUACCCCUGUGAGGGGUACCACUGGGAGGGGUACCACUGGGAGGGGUGCCCGCACUGUGGCUGUGCCAGGCACAGACCUCGUGGCGGCGGCGCCGAUGGCGGUCGAACUCGUGACGACGGCGCCGGCGGCGGCUGCGCAGGAGACGACGUUCGAAAUUCUGGUGGCCCUGUACCACCAGCGAUACUUCCCACCAAAUCCGACCUUGCUAACGCCAGGGCUGGUGAAUCACCGGCUGUUGGACCCGCUAGCACAACGAAGACCGGGUCGGGAGUUGCAGACGCGGCCAGGUCGGGACCCCCGACCAGAGUGUGCGGCCGCUCCGCUGCCGACGGAGCUGCUGCAGUCGGUGGCGAGUCGCGAGUUUCCGGAACGGGCCUCGGACCUGGCGCUGUGGCAGUUCGGACUUCAGGCCGUUACACGUUUCGCUCCCUCGCUGUCCGCUGAAACCGCCCUCAAAUCGCACUACACUCUGGCCACUCUUAACCUCCUCGUGCGCUGGGUGCAGACUCCCGACCGCCAGACCCCAACCGAACCUGCAAGAGGCAGGAACCCGCAAAAGCUUGUUACGCAAAAGCCCGCCAUGCAAAAGACCGCCAUGCAAAAGACCGCCCUGCAAAAGGCCGCGGCCGGCAGAAAAACCCGAUCGCAGUCGCGAUCCAAGAAGAAGCCGGGUGCACCACCCAAAACCGCCAAGAGAACUAACUAA
Molecule: messenger RNA, 1434 nt
Organism: Gregarina niphandrodes
Lineage: Eukaryota; Apicomplexa; Conoidasida; Eugregarinorida; Gregarinidae
Exons: 2
Coding region: 1-1434 (477 amino acids)
Source: RefSeq, a predicted model, not a curated record